Molecule: messenger RNA, 849 nt
Organism: Prunus armeniaca (apricot)
Lineage: Eukaryota; Viridiplantae; Streptophyta; Magnoliopsida; Rosales; Rosaceae
Source: the annotation of a GenBank genome assembly
AUGUACGGACAGAGUGGAACUGAUGCGGAUAUCACACUCCUCGACUCGAUUCGGCGCCACUUGCUGGGCGAGACGGAUCUACGGAUGGGAAAUUCGAUGGCCAACUCGGUUACGGGUCCGAUUUUCUCCCGGACCUCCAGCUUCAGCAGCCUGUACCCGUGCUUGACCGAAAACUGGGGCGAUUUGCCGCUCAAGGAGGACGAUUCCGAGGACAUGGUGCUCUACGGUGUUCUAAGGGACGCCGUUAACGUCGGGUGGGUCCCGUCGCUCGGGUCCGGGUCGGCUGAUACAUGUUCUUUAAACCUUUCGGUAAAAUCGGAACCGGAGGUUUUGACGCCGGUGAGUGAAGUGCCGGAGAAAAAACCGGCACCGGUUCAACCGGUCCGACCGGUUCAGCAGCCGUUGCAAGCCGGUCCAGCUGUGGUUCCCGCCAAAGGGAAGCAUUACAGGGGCGUACGGCAACGGCCGUGGGGCAAGUUCGCCGCCGAAAUUCGGGACCCGGCAAAGAAUGGCGCGAGGGUUUGGCUUGGAACUUUUGAAACGGCUGAGGAUGCGGCUUUGGCUUACGACAGAGCCGCUUAUAGAAUGCGCGGCUCCAGAGCUUUGUUGAAUUUCCCGCUCCGGGUUAACUCGGGCGAGCCUGAUCCGGUUCGGGUGACGUCGAAGCGGUCGUCGCCUGAGCCAUCCUCCUCGUCUUCGGAGAGCGGUUCUCCAAAGAGGAGGAAGAAGGUGGCUGUUUUGAACCCGGCUCAGGCCGGGUUGGAAAUGGGAGCUGGAAUUGGGCAGCAGCAAGUGGGAGGCCAAGUGGCGGUGUCGUGUACACAUGGCGAGCAGUUAUUAGUGAGCUGA